Molecule: messenger RNA, 3935 nt
Organism: Amaranthus tricolor (Joseph's coat)
Lineage: Eukaryota; Viridiplantae; Streptophyta; Magnoliopsida; Caryophyllales; Amaranthaceae
Exons: 10
Coding region: 413-3238 (941 amino acids)
Source: RefSeq, a predicted model, not a curated record
CCAUUGAUAAGAGCGUGUAGUAGAACGUAUAUAUGCAUGAAGAAGAAGCAAACAACACGUUGCUGACGAGAGAGGAAGAAAAAUAAGUCUUCUUUAUAGAAGAAAAAAGAUCGGAGGAAACAUAAGAAAACAAACAUACAUAUAAAAAGGGUCAGUCUUCUCUGUUCUUUAUGUUUUUUCCUCUGUUUCUCACUUUGUGUGUGAUGAAGAACAAAUAUCUAAAUUUUAUAUAUAGUUGAAGAGAGUACGAUCAUGAUGAUCUUCAUUUCAAUCUAAGGGUGUUUGCUUGUGCAAAGUCUACUAGAAGGACUUAACAGUUGAUCAAGCUUCCCUCGAUUAACUAUCUACCGAAACCAAAGAUUUUUAAAGUAUUGAUUAUCCGAGAUAUCCUGAUCCUUCCGACGAUUGACAAAUGUUUCAAAGCUUGAUUACUUCUCGUGUCACAGUACGACAGCAGGAUCAGAAUGCUUUGGAUUGCCAAGGAGAUGAUAGCUCUUGUCUAAGCAAAGAUGACGGUUUUCACUUUGGCGGUUCAGAUGAUAAGAAUGUGACAUCCAGUGCAGCUUCAGUUAGCAGUUCAUGUGCAAACAUUUCGGAGACAUCUGUAAAUGAUCGAUCUCUUAGAAGUAGCUCUCCAGCUAACCACAUGUCUGUCAAACAUGGUGACCAGAAUGCUCCUAGGGAUUAUAAAAAUUCAAGUAAACCUGACUUACUAAUGCUAGGUUCUGCUGAUGGGUUGAAGUCUGAUUUACCAGUUGGGAAACCUCAUCUUUUGAGCCAGGACAUGAUGAAUGGGGAUGAUUCAGAUGAAUUGGCCGAUGUGAGAGUUUGUGAUAUUUGUGGUGAUGUUGGUCGAGAGGUCUGGCUUGUUCUUUGUAGCAAGUGUGAUGAUGGGGCAGAACAUACUUAUUGUAUGACUCCCAAAAUGGAUAAAGUCCCGGAAGACGAUUGGUUGUGCGAAGACUGCGUGUUGAUAAAAGAACAGAAGAGACCGAGGCAAUCUGUGGUGGAGAGGUUAGACAAUGGUUCACCGACAACCAUUUACGCUGGUCAGCCUGUCGGUAAAAUGAGGAUAAAUCAUUUAAGUGAAGCUUCCGGCUUAUCCGAUAAGGGAGUUAGGCCUACUAUAGACAUGAGAUCAGAAACGAAGAAACGAACUCUUGACAGAAGGGUUCAAUCGCAAAAGCAUUAUGGCUCUGGUGUGAAAACACAGUUGACCCGGAUCUCUUCGUUGAAGAACUUGGAUAAGGGAAAUCAUUCUGUGCGUCAGGUAUCUUCUUUUGAUCUUACUGCUAAGAAAGUGGUGAAGCAAAAAUGUUCAUCAGCUCAUAGUUCAUCCAAAUCAAAACAACAAACUUGUGGAGGAUCUGUUGACAAAAGUAAAGAAUCUGACGGUUUACACUCUAUUCGGGAUUUACAAUGCUCGCAGGAAGAUGCCCGUCAAAGGAGAAGAUCGUUCGAAGAGAGUGCUGGCUGUGAACUCAAAAAGAAUGAUCCAGACAAAAAGCUACUCAAAUCUUUACCAUCUACUGGUGUUGGUUCAGGUCCACCAGAUGCAUCAAAUAAGAAAUAUUUUUCAGUGGAGAAAAAGAACAGUCAACUGCAGUCGCCAUUUUCCGGUUCUAGCCCUUCCAAAGCAAUCUCUUGUAAAACGAAAGUGAUUUCAAAGCCUGUUAAGAGUUCACAUUACUCAAGAGAGAAUUUUGACGACAAACAAGGAAACAAGGUCACUGGAAAUACAAAUGUGAAAGCGCUUGUUUCCCGAACCCAUGAAGUUGUUGGACAUGUUGACACAAGUAGGUCACCCUGUCGUUCAAGCUACAUGAUUACUUCUCCAACCAAAAAUGUGGCUGAUAGCCCUGAUCAGACUGUGAAUUUAUCCACUCCGAAAGUCGAUUCUAAAAACAUUACACAGGAUGAUAAUGACCCUUCAACGGUGUCGUUUAAGGUUCUGCCAUUCGAUUCUCAACACGUAGAAGUCAUGCCUAUUACACUUGAUCAGGCAAAUGAUGACCAUCUGGUUUCUUCGGCACAUUCUGCUGUCCCGGAAUCUACUUGCAGUUGGAAGGGUACAUUUAAAUUGGAGAAAAGCGGAAAACUUCUUUCUGACUGCUCUGGGAUACAAGCACACUUGUCAACACGUGCAUCCCCCAAAGUUAAUGAAUUAGUUCAUAAGUUUUCAACUGAUCUUCGGUUCAAUGAAGUUCCGCGUUUGCAAACUUGGCCUAUUCAAUUCCAAAAGAAUUAUCUUGGAGAGCAAGAUAUUGCUCUCUACUUUUUUGCUCAAGAUUUAUUGAGCUACCAAAGAAGUUACCGGGUGUUGCUAGAAGGCAUGACAAACAAUGAUUUGGCUCUGGAGGCCAACUUCGGUGAUUUUCAGCUUCUAGUUUUUCCAUCCAACUUGCUUCCUUUGAGAUCACAAUGCUGGAACUCUCUCCCAUAUUUAUGGGGAGUUUUUCGAGGGAGGAAAGUGUAUGAUUCUUAUAGCCCUGGGUUGAACACGAUGACUGUGAGUGAAGGUUUGUGCUCUCCUGUUACUCAUGGACCAGAGAGCAAACUUGUUUCUGCACCUUGUACAUUCGAAAACUCCAUUCAAGGAUCAGAAGUUGUCGAUCUGGCGGUUUUGCAAUCUUCAGCACCAAUCAAGGUUGAGGACCAAGGUUAUGAAUAUGACUUAGCUUUGUUGGAGGAAGAUACUCUGAAAAGAAAACAUAUUCAAGCUGAUACUGUGCCUUUUGUCCAUGAUCGGAGAAAAGAUGAUUUAUACAGUGGACUACUUGGUGAUGACUUGCAGAAACAAAACACAUUCAUCGAUGAAGAUACUUCUACGGAAACUGACUUCACCCGAUUUGAUACGUCAGCAAGAGAGUACACUGCAGCAGUUGGGUUAUAUUUUGAUUCGAUAAACAAGGGUCAAACUUGCACUCCAGUCUGUGAUUCUGCCUCGGGAAUUUUUCACAGACACGAUGUUGGUAGUACGUCUUUUUCUUUAAACUCUUCACCAUCAGCAUCAUCCGAUUGUACAGGUUAUGCUAAAAUGGGAGACGAAGGACUUGAUGGACUUGAUCUCAACCUCCGCCUAGGAACUAGUUCGCAAGAUGUGGUUGACUUGGAUUUGGUUCUCGGCUUGCCUACCAGACUUGAAUAUCAACCUAAACAGUCUUUCAUGGAUGAAAUAAAUCGAGAAGGAAAUGUUUCACUCGUCCUCUCUCUUGGACAGCCGUACUCAUAUAACUAACCCCAUUUAACUCGAGCAGUCGAGCUUGAAUUUGUCGAUGGCUAAGUCUAGAUGCUGUUUCGGUUGCUGGUUUCGAGUCACGCUUUUUUCCCGCAGGCUUUACUCAUUAGGCAUACACAAUGUAAAUAGUACGUAUAGAACAAAAGUAAGAUAUAGAAUUAUAUGAAUAAAUAUUAGAAGUAAUAGCUAUGACUAGAGCGCAUACGAUAAAUUAGAAAAAUGUUUCACUUUCAUACAUUCGAGAAAUGUUUCUUUCGAGCAGUGAUAGAGAUGUUUUCAUUGGCGGCCUUGAUCGGUUUCUCGUGGUUUCUUUGACAUUAUAGUUAGGCCUACUCUUUCGGGCUGUAAACUUGACUGUGAUCAGCUCGACUAUAAGCGUAGCAGUGCUAGUGAUGCUUAAAUUGUGCGUUGUCUAAUCAUUCGUAUAGGCUUGUUGCCGUUUUCUGAGCAGGUGAUCAAAGAGUUGUGUUGAGUUGUGUUGCUUAAAAUGCCUCCGAACUUGAUUCAAGUUGAAUGAAUGAUUGACCAACUUUGAUCUUCUUGUGUCUCUGUUUCAGUAUAGAAAAGGUGAUAAAAAAUUUUAACAUAAAAUAAUUGGGACUUUAAAUAUUAAAAGCGCAUAUGGUCUUCAAUAUAUUUUUCAAUUUUCGCUUAGCCUUGUUGCUACUUCAUCAUUGACUAUCGUUGUUAUAUCCCC